AUGCGAGCCUCUGCUAUCGGAGUUGCCGCCUUGGCUCUUGGACUGACCCAGGCCCUGAGCUUUCCUUUCUGUGACCCUGACAACUGUUAUCGCAACCUCAUAGACGAGAGAUUUGUCCAGGGUGCCGAGCCUGCUUGCAAGGAGUGGCUAUCUGGCACCACAACCGCCGCAAUCGCCAUCCCUAGCAAUUUCGGAAACUGUGAAGAUGUCCAGGCUUUCAGCUCAGCUUGCUCUUGCAUAACGUACGCGGCAACUGCCACGGAUCUCUCAUCCAGCUCCAGUUCCACUGGUAGUCCCACGAGGACCAGGACCAGACGACCUCCUUUUACGUGGAGGCCCACGGGUAUCCCCACUGGCGGGCCUUCGUGGAUUCCUACCUGGAGGCCUACUCGGAGCUAUAGCUCUGAGACCACGUCCGCCGAGGAGUCAUUUUCUACCGGAGACCCUGCUACGAGUGACAUUUCUGAUUACUCCGCCGCUUCUUCGAGUUCUGAGGAGCCGGUUGUGACGGGGUCUAGUACGAGCAAGGAAUUCACCACUAGCGGCUAUGAAACGACCUCUUCCGAGGAUAUUGAGUCCUCUAUCACUGAGGAGCCCACGACAGCUACCGAGUCUGAGGAACCUUCAUCCUCUGAAGAAGCUACAACUACUACGGAAUCGGUGGAGCCUACUACUACUGAGGAGCCCACCGCUAUCGAGGAAUCUUCAAUUGUGACCGAGUCUGAGGACCCCACUUCCACCGAAGAGCCGGCGACAACUACCGAAUCUCAAGAGGCUACUUCUACAGAAGAGUCCUCAGCCGUGACUCUGUCAGACGAACCCGUCUCUACAGAGGACGCCUCAACCAGUACUCAGUCACUGGAGCCCACUCUCACCAAGGAAUCCUCGGCCGUGACUCAGUCAGAAGAACCUAGCACCACGGAGGAGCCCUCAAUCACGACUGAGUCCGAGAAACCUAGCUCCAUCGAAGAAACCUCUACUGCCACCACUGAGGAGGUUACAAUUGCCACCGAAUCCGAGGAAUAUUCGACUGCCGCUGCCACAGAGACUUAUACCAGCCCUGAGGUAAUCACAUCUGACGAAGCUGCCACUACUGAGGAGCCCUCGACCACCUACAGCUCGGGUGGGCCCUCUACCACUGACGACGAAGAUCCCAUCACCAGUGCAAUUGAAGAUCCUUCCACGACUGCAAGCGAAGAAAAUCCUUCUACUACUGAACUACCCACGACCUCUGACACCGAUGAGGAAGGAUCUACCAGCUAUAGCGAGGAGAUCAUUUCUACUACUACAACCGAGGACGUUUCUGUGACCGAUGAGCCCUCCUCCACAGACAGUGCCGUCGAUGCCACUUCCAGUCCUUCCUGGUCCCACACUUGGACCGCUCCUACUGGCAUCUACCACAACUCCACCACCUACGCCCACACUCGAUCCCACACACACACCCGACGCCCUUCUUGGACCACCUCUACCAUCUACGCCACUACAGUCCGCACAAUCAUCGCGUGCCCUCCUGAGAAGCCCAACUGCCCUGCUCGCCCUCACGUAGUCACGGAGGUGAUUGCUAUUUCGACCACUGUUUGCCCCGUCGCUGAGACUGAUAGGGUGUCCGGUCCCGAACCCACUUGGUACGUCGUUCCUAAGCCACAGGGCGGUAACGGAGUCCAGGUGAUUGGGAACCAUUCGGGUGAGGAGUCCAAUACUCCUCAUGUCUCCGCGGGCGGCAAGGGCGGCGGCGUCCAAGACACGCCUAACGAGACGGUCAACGAUAAUUCAGCCGAUCUCUCUACUGUCGAGGGACACGGGAAUACCGAGAACGAUAAGGUUGUUGGCCUAUCAGAGGUCGAUGCCUUGAAUGGCUCGGACUCCUCGACUGGCCCAGAUGAGUCAGACGACGCAGGAUUUGGUGACAUCCCCUCCGGCGACAACCCCGAGAUUGGUGAAAACUCCGGAGCUGGCUCCGGAUCCGGAUUCGGCCCCGACUCCGAGCACCCCGGUACCGCCGCCUCCAAUGGCGUCAACUUCUCUCCCAAGCCCACGAGCGCUUUCGCUCCCACUUCUGGUGCUGGCCACCCCAUCGCCAGCAUUUUCGGCGCUAUUCUUGCCGUUGUCGUUGCUCUUUUGUAA
This is a messenger RNA of Scedosporium apiospermum, 2124 nucleotides long. RefSeq lists its product as uncharacterized. The record is from RefSeq and is a predicted model, not a curated record. The transcript has 2 exons. Lineage: Eukaryota; Fungi; Ascomycota; Sordariomycetes; Microascales; Microascaceae. The coding region runs from base 1 to 2124 and encodes 707 amino acids.